UGGCCAUGUUACCCCCAGCUGGUGUAUUGUAAAGGCAUAACUUCUCUUUACCAACAAGUCGCACCAAUGGAUCCUCAAGAAAGAUUUCCAACGCACCUCGUUGGAAGGGCAACUGUGGCACUCGAUCGUCAAAAUGCAAAUAGACUCCUGGAUGAAAUGGAAGUUAUACCUAAAGAUAAUGUUCAAGAACUCAUCGGCUCUACAAUGUCCUCCACCAUGCAAGACAAGUACAUCUAUCGUUUAGUCCUGGAUUUCGAUUGUACACCGAAGGAUUCUUUGACCAUGGACAAUGUAGUCGCCCGUGUAGGAAAAUUCGCUCAACAUCUUAUAUGCUGUUACAAGCCAUAUAUACUUCAUAACAUCGGAAAAAAGGUAUUUAAUGUGAAUGCUAUUUUGACAAGUCGCAUGAAAUAUUUUGAGAAUGAAAACGUCACUGUGGAACGUUGGCAUGUGCACUAUCUGAAUGUUGUAUUCGUUGACGAUAAAGCAUGUAACGGAGCUAACAUAUUAACACCUGUACGAAAAUUAGGACUCCUUGCGAUGAAAGUGGAUUGGCCGGAUUUGGAUGUAACUGCCGGUUCAUCGCAGUGGCUUGUUUACAAUAGUCGCAAAUUCGACUCUACAAGCGCCUACAAAUAUGUAACGAGCUUAAAAUUCGAAAUUGAUACAGAUACCGAGGAUUUUCGCCUCGACUUUUACGGUCCACAAAAUAUAUCGAGCAAAAGUUUGAGACAUAUACUUUCUCUCCAUAAAGAUGUGGAUGAUAUGGAUAUCGUAAUAGACUGGACGAGAAUACCGAGUAAUAAUUUGGAAUCGAUACUUGUUGCAAGACCUUCUACGUCCGUCCAACAGGAUUUAGAUCACGUUUCGAGCGAAGACGAAGGAUUAGAUGGUAAUGGGGAUAUUGAUAAUUUGGGACGAUGUAACGAGGGUUUUCAAUUGCUUUCAAGUAGUGCAGAAUGGGGCGAUAUAUUCGCAAACGAACAAGAACAACGUAUAAACAUUUCCUUCCCAGACGGUAGACCGACCUUUCAGGGGCGCCGUUUAAAUAACGCUCGUCCAAACUCUCCCGAAAUUUGUAUUAAAUUGGCAAAAGCAUAUAAGGGGAUUUCAUAUUGCGGUAUCGGUGAACCAAAAACAACAGCUAUUGCUAGAGAAUACGUCUUUAAGUGGGCUUUAUUAAAAUUAGUAUACUUCGCAAAUUACGCAUCUACCUACGAUAAAUGGUAUCGUUUACUCCUAAUCGUGGCAAGUAACAUGAAUUAUAACGUUGGUAGGCGAAUUUUUCGUGUAUUGUCGAAAACAGUUCAGAAGAAUAUGAAAGACGACCCAGGAUUUCAUUACGAUCGUGCCGUGGCUUGGUUGUGGAGGUACACUCCGGUGGAAUCGUUGACCACAGAGGAAGAGGAUGAUGAAAAUGAAGAAGACGCAGAUUUCGAAACCACUCGUAGCGAUCGCUUAAUACCUACUAUGCAAAGGGCUAAAACUCAAAGGGGUCGUAAAAGAAAGAACAUGUGCGGAGAAGAGUUGAAUGCUGUAAAACCACUUAAUCUACCGAGACGAUUGGUGCGUUUACAAUACGAACCUCUUUUUCAAAUGACUAACGAAGACAAAGAAACUUCGGAAUGGUUGCUAUCUGAACUGAUUAAAGGAAUGGGUGUUGUAAACAUGGUAUACAACGAAUAUAUUAAACGAUUAUUAAGUAUAAGCAACGUAUGUAUGCUCGUACAUAACAAAGCCUCGGACAGUUACGAUCUUUUCAAAUAUAACGCUGCAACUGGAACCAUGGUGUUAGAUGAUUUGAGCAAAUUAAUAUUAGAUUUAGAACUCGUUGCGAUAAAAACUUGUUUCGAAUACGAAUCGGCUGGUGAUAACAUUACACCUUUCGAUUUGUGUUAUAAUUUUUUGCGUAUGUCUACGAAGAAAUUGGAGCAUAAAGUCGAUUUUUCAAACUUAAAUACGUACCUGCAAUCUGGAGCUAAUAAUAGCAAUGUAAAUUUAACCACCAACAGGCAUCUCGUUUUACCAGACAAUGUAACGUAUGAUUUAUACGAUGCAAAAUACAUUCCAUGGGACGCAUCGCAAUUAUGUACAGUUAGAAGCGAUUGCAAAUUAGAUUUAGGAAAGGAUGAAUUGGUUGAACACGUAUAUACCGAGAUUCACCCCAUGCGAGGGGGUAUACAGUAUAGGUGUAAAGUAAUAUGUAAUUGGAUGGAUUCCGCGUGGAAGGCGUUCGAACAACGAAAUUUUGGCAAGGAAAUGUUAACCAUUUUACGUUCCGUCACUAUGAAAGUAUCGGACAAAAUGCUGGAAAACAGAGAUCCCGACAAAUUUAUGGAAGACUUUUUAGAUGAAUUGUACAGUGAUCCAAGCACUAGGUUUCAGGAAUAUUUUGAAAACAUAGAAUACGACGAUGAAAUAAUUACAUCUACUAACGAUAAUUGCCUGCCGUCUAAAUCUGAAAUCCAUAAAUUAAACGACGAAACCAGCGAGCGCAUAAAACGUUUCACGGAAUGUGACCAAUCUAAAUCUAAAUUUGGACUGUACAUUGCAACGGCAUCGUCUCUUCUCGCAAUGAGGAUAAUGUUACAAAGGCACCCCGAUAUGUACGCGCCCGUCAUGGACAAGGCAACCAUUUGUACAUCCGAAAACGACGACGGUGGUCCUGUCGUUUUCGUUAAAAACGAAAUAACGUGGGAUCAACUGGUGUGGACCAUGUUAAUCGAAAUAUUUGGCUCGUCCGAACAAGCACGACUCGUGUUGGAAUUUUUAGCUCUCGGUUUAUACACGGAUAGCAAUGGACGUUUAGUAAUGUUCAUGCACGGGGAGGCGGUUAAUGGAAAAUCAAUGUUUAUAGGUAUUCUUAACUACAUUUUUGGAAAAAAGAGCAAUCUCGUACGUACUCUUCCUGCAAACUUUUUUACUUCGAAAUCGGAUAAUCGAAUGGAUGCUACUUUUCGUUCAAACGCGGAAGAAAUUCGAUUUGCAAUCGAGAACGAAAUUCCGAUAUUAGACAUGGACGAAGGCGGACGGCGCAAAUUUAAACAAUUUACCGGAGGUGAUCGAGUCUCUAGUAGACAACCUUACGAUCGAUGUAACAAUGAUUUUCGUAUUUCUGCAAAGUUUGUCACCUCUUCAAAUGACAUGCCAUAUAUUUCGAGUACCAUGUUAGCCGAACAGAGCAGACUCAUGAUCAUUCCAACCGUAUCUACAUUCAUUGCCGGCAAAGUAAUGCUUAGAAAACAAUUAUUGCAACAUUUGGCUGCCGAUAGAUAUUGUAGACGCUUGUAUGGAACGGCAUAUCCUUCCUUCAAGGGAUUAUACACCAUAGAAAUGAACAAAUAUGCAAACGUUAUGACAAAACAGACUUUGACUAAUUUAAAUGCACGCAACACUUUAUUUCCUAUGCAUUACAAUAAUAUUUUAAACCAAGGAUUUCCUUGUGACAUCAUUGAGGUACCGAAAGGAAUUCCUACACAGAGGUGGCUCCUUGGUAAUCCACUACUCAUGCACGAAGAGGUUCAGGAGAAAAUGGGGGCUGCAUUGUGUCGAAUCCUUUUAGAUCAUAUCGUACCGUCAAUGGGGGGUCUAAAGAAUACAGCAGUAACAGUUCAAAAAAUGGAGAAUUACGUACGAGAAAAUGUUAAUUUAUUUGGAAGUUAUAAAGAUGUCAUGCUGAUAUUGUUGAAGAGGUUGAUCGUAUAUAGGAAGGGUGAGUGUAUCGACGUGGAUUCUUUGCGUGCAAUCGUAGUUCAAGAGAUGUCUGUGAUGAAGUCUAAUAUACGAAGUUUAAUGUUUGGUAAAUACAAAGGGGCUGGAUCGGAGGCUUUUAGUAAAGUAGAUAAUGCUUGUAAAACUAUAAAUGGAUUUUGUAAUAUGUUGGUAAAGUGUAAUUUCAAUUUGACUAAGAGAGAUCACUGCAUAACGCUAAACGAUUUCCAGUUAGUCCAUCUCUUUAUAAAUGAAAGAAACAAAAUUGAAAUAUCUCCAAUUGAAGGAAUGUUAAAUAUCGACGAUCUCAAAACGUAUCUAACACCUGAAAAUAUAUUUACUGGACCUGACGAAUCGGACACCGUUGAUGCUAGGAAAACGUGUUUAAAACCACCCAUUGUAAUGUCCGAUUUUGUAUAUGGAUCAUUCGGGGACGAUGAAGAUGCACAUACAGGUAACGAAACUGAAUUGGACGUUGGUGGACCACGUGUUGAAGGAACGAACUACUUCAGUACAUUGUCUAAAAAUUCAAUGUGGGGAAUAAUAGAUGCAAGGCAUGCCGAUUUCUAA
This is a messenger RNA of Ixodes scapularis (black-legged tick), 4281 nucleotides long. RefSeq lists its product as uncharacterized. The record is from RefSeq and is a predicted model, not a curated record. The transcript has 2 exons. The coding region runs from base 67 to 4281 and encodes 1404 amino acids. NCBI's taxonomy places the organism in Eukaryota, Metazoa, Arthropoda, Arachnida, Ixodida, Ixodidae.